AUGUUUCUGGAGACUAAGGCCUGCUUAAUUAUAUCUGUAUAAAUAAUUCUGAAAAUAGAAAAUUCCACAAAUAAGCCUUCAGCUGAAUGCUAUUUAUACCAAUUCUUUUCAUUUUUUACUGAAAAGCAUUAUAAAGGACUGCUCAACAGAACUUAUACACAUUUCCAUGUGUAUUAGUACAACCAAUAAAAACCAGAUUUUAACAUAAGCGUACUGUUUUCUACAAGUACCUACCUUGAUGAUCCUCAGCAAUAGUUUUGGUUUUAUCUGAAUGUUCCUGAAUACGUUAAAACCUUCAAUACUCCUUUAACUUUAAAGGUGCAAAACAAUGAUACUACAGGGUGUUAAAAUGAAUUAAUUAUGGAAUUAAAGAACAUAACUAAUAAUAUGAAUAUAAGUUUUGCUGAAUAAUUGGUUAUGGAUGUGAGAGUAGAAAUGCAAUGUCAGAAUUUUCAUUAAAUGUUUUUAGGAACAGUUAAAGAUGAUACAGAGGAGGUUGAGAGUUAAGUGAUAACCUAUUCAUUUUUGAAUAGUGCUGUUUGCUUAUGUUGUAUGAUUUAUGGGUUGAGAAUACUUCGAGCACUGAUUGAAGGGUUGGAUAACCCUGAAGAAUAUAGCAUGUUUUCUAUAGGCUUUGUUAUGGUUCAGGAUUUAUACUUGUGCUUUUUGAAUUUCUUUUAGGCAAUGCAAUCAGAAACUUUUUUUUAAUAUUUUAUAACUCCAUCAUUUCUACAAUUUCUAUUGUUUUCAAUAUUUGAAAUGAGAAUAUUGAUGAUAUUAUGGAAGAACACAGUUGGAAAUGAUUAAAGUUUUAGGAAUCAUGUUAUCAAAUUUUACUUAAUUUUGUACUUGAGUAUGUUCAGCACUAUGUAUUUGAUCUAUGAGUAUAUUGUAUCAUCAUGGCUUUUAUUUUUUUUAAGCUUAUACAUAGUACCAUAGAUUACUCAUGCUGCUUAAAGAGGAUAAUUUGUAAGAUUCAACUCUAAAUUGAUUUGUGGAUUCUUAUUGCCGCGAUUAAUCUAUUAUGCUUACUUUAGAUUAUAUUGGAACAAUUUAUUCUCUCUCAAGCCAAUGCCAAUAUCCAUCAUUUGCAUUCUUGUGAGUGUUGCAAUAUAGAUUGGAGUGCAUAUAUUAUAAAAUGAAUGGGGUCCACAAUUUUUCUUGCCUAAGAUUUGUUUUCCUUCAAAAUAUAACUACUAUUACAAGAUUCCAACUUCCUUUGACCUCGAGGAAGGACCAUCUUCAGAAUAUGCACAUUUAUUUAAUGAAGAGUGUUCGAUUUGUAUGGGAGUGCUUCAUUAGGUGCCCACAAUAAGAUUAACUAACGAAGAGGAACGAAAUUAUAUGAUAAAAGAAGCCAUAAAGAAAUAGAAAAAUCAUUAUAUGAAAACUCCAUGUGAUCACAAAUUUCAUGUACUUUGUCUAGUCAAAUGGAUGUCAAUCAAACUAUCAUGUCCUAGUUGUAGAUAAUCAUUGUCACCUUUAUGA
This is a messenger RNA of Paramecium tetraurelia, 1488 nucleotides long. RefSeq lists its product as uncharacterized. The transcript is spliced from 4 exons. Lineage: Eukaryota; Ciliophora; Oligohymenophorea; Peniculida; Parameciidae. The record is from RefSeq and is a predicted model, not a curated record.